AUGGCGGCGGCGGCGGAGGAGGCGCGGCUGCUGGCCUGGCUGCGCGGCCCGGCCGCGGGGCCCGCCGGCCCCGAGCUCGCCGCCUACGUGUCGGAGCUGGCGGCGCUGGGGCUGGCGGAGCUGGGCCGGGAGCCGGCGCGGCUCGCGGCGGAGCGGGAGCGGGUCGGGGCCGAGACGCGCCGCCUCGCCUUCGAGCACUACCGCGCCUUCAUCCGCUCCGCGGAGUGCACCGGCCGCGCCGGCCGCGGCUUUGGCGGCAUCGAGAGCCGCCUCGGCAGCCUGCUGGAGCGGCUGCCCGCGCUGCAGGACGCCUGCCGGACCUUCAUGCGCGAUGCUGAGGCGAUCGCCUGCAGCCGGCGGAUGAACAGCCUGACCCUGAACCGGCACACGGAGAUCCUGGAGAUCCUGGAGAUCCCGCAGCUCAUGGACACCUGUGUCCGCAAUGGCUACUACGAGGAGGCACUGGAGCUUGCAGCCUACGUGCGCCGGCUGGAGAGGAAGCACAGCAGCAUCCCUGUGAUCCAGGGCAUCGUGGAGGAGGUGCGCCAGUCUGCCCAGCUGAUGCUGAACCAGCUGAUCCAGCAGCUCCGCACCAACAUCCCGCUGCCGGCCUGCCUGCGCGUCAUCGGCUUCCUGCGGCGCAUGGACGUGCUCACCGAGGCUGAGCUGCGCGUCAAGUUCCUGCAGGCGCGUGACGCGUGGCUGCGCUCCAUCCAGGCCUCCAUCCCUGACCACGACCCCUACGUGCACAUCACCAAGACCAUCGAGGCCUGCCGGGUGCACCUUUUCGACAUCAUCACCCAGUACCGCGCCAUCUUCUCGGACGAGGAGCCACUGGUGCCAGCCGAGGGCACGGUGCCUGCCGAGGGGGCCAUCUUCCACGGCUGGGUGCUCCAGAAGGUCUCUGAGUUCCUGCAGACACUGGAGCGCGACCUGGACCGUGGGGUCGGCAGCCGGCUGGACUCGCUGCUGGGGCAGUGCAUGUACUUUGGGCUGUCCUUCAGCAGGGUGGGCGCGGAUUUCCGCGGGCAGCUGGCCCCCCUCUUCCAGCGUGUGGCUGCUGAUACCUUUAGGAAGGCAGUGGAGGAGGCAGUGGAGAAAUUCCGGGAGGAGAUGAAUUCCUACACACUGAUCUCUGCGCCAGCCGUGCUGGGGGGUGGCGCGGCAGUGCUGGUGCCCACGGCCCAGCCCGGGACACUGCAGCCCCCCAUGGUGCUGCUGGACUUCCCUCCCCUUGCCUGUUUCCUCAAUGGCCUCCUCGUUGCCUUCAACGACCUGCGGCUCUGCUGCCCCAUCGCCCUGGCACAGGAUGUCACUGCCUGUCUGGACAGUGCCCUUGGGGAGGUGACCAAAACCAUCCUGGCCUUCCACCGUGCGGAGGAGGCAGCUUUCAGUGGGCGGGAGCAGGAGCUCUUUGCCCAGUUCUGCACGGCCUUCCUGGAGGACCUGCUGCCUUACCUGAACCGCUGCCUCCAAGUGCUUUUUCCUCCAUCGCAGAUCGCACAGGCACUGGGUGUCCCCCCCACCCAGCUGCAGCGUUUCGGCCGCCUGGGCCGCAUCGACGUGGCCGCGCUCAGGGAGCCGCUGGCUUUCCUGCUUCCACCGGCACCAAGCGAGGAGGAGCCAGCCCAGGAGACCACCCUGUGCCCGGAGGGGGAAAUCGCGACCGUGCCCACCGAGCCCCCGGAGAGUCCCCCCGAGGGGGCUGUGCUGCCAGGUGACCCAGUGGCCACGGGGUAGCCGGAGAGCGGCGCGGUCGGGCCGU
This is a messenger RNA of Neopelma chrysocephalum (saffron-crested tyrant-manakin), 1765 nucleotides long. It is a transcript of the gene COG8, whose product is annotated as component of oligomeric golgi complex 8. Bases 1 to 1740 code for a protein of 579 amino acids. Lineage: Eukaryota; Metazoa; Chordata; Aves; Passeriformes; Pipridae. The transcript has 5 exons. Gene Ontology annotation, cellular component: COG complex. The record is from RefSeq and is a predicted model, not a curated record. Gene Ontology annotation, biological process: intra-Golgi vesicle-mediated transport.